This is a messenger RNA of Choloepus didactylus (southern two-toed sloth), 2590 nucleotides long. RefSeq names its product DEAD-box helicase 51 (gene DDX51). Gene Ontology annotation, cellular component: nucleus. Gene Ontology annotation, molecular function: ATP binding; nucleic acid binding. The record is from RefSeq and is a predicted model, not a curated record. NCBI's taxonomy places the organism in Eukaryota, Metazoa, Chordata, Mammalia, Pilosa, Megalonychidae.
GAGGUUUUGCGCGGAGCCGCGUGCGCCCGGGCGGCCAUGGCGCUGUUCCACGUUGCCCGGUACGCGGGGCCCGAGGCGGCCCGGCAGGCGGAGGCGGAGGCGGUCGGCCGGGCCCGCGCGCUGCUGGAGCGGCUGCAGUGUCGGGCCCGAGAGCGGCAGCAGCAGCGGCAGCGGGAAGCCUCGCCCCCCGGCGCGGCGGUGCAGACCGUGGAGGCGGCGGGGAAGCGGCGGCGGCGGCCCCGAAGGCGACGGCGAGCGAGCAGCGGGGCACCGGGUACGCCUGACGAGCCGCGGGAGAAGCGGCAGAAAACGGGCGCCGAGGCCGCGGACACAGGUGGGACCUGGGCGGGGCGGUGUCUCCGCUCGAGCAGGGCCUCCCCCGGGAGACCGCGGUCCGAGUACCGGUUUGACUCUCCGGGUUUCUUUCGAGCAGAAUACGGCGACGAGGUGCCACAGGACGACACUGUGGAGGCAGAGGCGGCGACAGAGGCCCCAGACGGAGGCUUCCUGGAAGAGGCCUGUGGGUCCCCGGCCCGCGCCCUGGUCCUUGGAGGCUUCGGGAAGAGGAAAGCAACGAAGGUCCAGCCGUUCCUGCCAGAGUGGUUGGCCAAGCCAAGCUGUGGUGGACAGAAUGUCCCCCAGGACCUCGUUCCCAUCCAGGACAUCCCCGAAGUCCACCCUGAGCUGCGCAGGAAGCUGCAGGCGCAAGGCAUCUCCUCCUACUUCCCAGUCCAGGCGGCGGUGAUCCCCACCCUGCUGCGGAGCGCGGCCUGUGGGCUCUUGGUGGGGAGAGGUGGCUGCCGCCCCAGUGACCUCUGUGUUUCCGCUCCGACGGGCAGCGGAAAGACACUGGCGUUCGUCAUUCCCGUAGUGCAGACCCUGCUGCGCCGAGUGGUCUGCCACGUGCGGGCUCUGGCUGUCCUGCCCACCAAGGAGCUGGCCCAGCAGGUGAGCAAGGUGUUCAACGUGUACACAGAUGCCACGCCUCUGCGAGUCGCCCUCAUCACUGGACAGAAGUCGCUGGCCAAGGAGCAGGAGAGCCUUGUCCAAAAAACGGCAGAUGGCUACCGCUGCCUGGCGGACAUCGUGGUGGCCACCCCCGGCCGCCUGGUGGACCACAUUGACCAGACCCCCGGCUUCAGCCUCCAGCAGCUCCGCUUCCUGGUCAUCGACGAGGCUGACCGCAUGAUCGACAGCAUGCACCAGGCCUGGCUACCGCGCGUGGUGGCCGCCGCCUUCUGGAGCGAGAGCCCCCCGGGUCCCUGGGCACCACUGCAGCGGAGGCAGGUCCCGGUGGUGACUGCUGCCAGUACCUGCUGCCCCCAGAUGCCGCUGCAGAAGCUACUCUUCUCGGCCACCCUGACUCAGAACCCCGAGAAGCUGCAGCAGCUGGGGCUCUACCAGCCUCAGCUCUUCUCCUUGGGGCUGGCGCACAGGAGCCCCGAGGGCAGCAGUGGGAACGUGGGCGGGAAGUACGCCUUCCCUCCCGGGCUCUCGCACUCCUACGUGCCCUGCAGCCUCAGCUCCAAGCCGCUGGCCGUCCUGCACUUGAUCCUGAAGAUGAACUUCUCGAGGAUCCUCUGCUUUACCAACUCACGCGAGAACUCCCACAGGCUCUUCCUGCUCGUCCAGGCCUUCGGGGGCGUGAGUGUGGCCGAGUUCUCCUCCCGCUUCGGGCCUGGGGAGAGGAAGGGCAUCUUGAAGCAGUUCGAGCAGGGGAAGAUUCAGCUUCUCGUCAGCACAGACGCCACGGCCCGGGGCAUCGACGUGCAGGGCGUGCAGCUAGUGAUCAACUACGACGCCCCCCAGUACCUGAGGACCUACGUGCACCGGGUUGGGAGAACGGCCCGGGCCGGGAGAGCUGGUCGGGCCUUCACGCUGCUUCUCAAGGUGCAGGAGCAUAGAUUCCUCCGGAUGGUGACAGGAGCGGGAGUGCCGGAGCUGGAGCGGCACGAGGUCCCCAGCGAGAGCCUGCAGCUGCUGGUGCCUCGGUACGAGGAGGCCUUGGCCCAGCUGGAGCAGACGGUCAAGGAGGAACGGAAGCAGAGGGCGGCCUGGGGGCGAGCCCUGGAGGACAGAGAAGAAUCCUGAGUUCUGCCUGCCGCGUGAGCCAAAAAUAAGGUUUGCUGAGGAUUCAGCCAUUUGCACCAUCUCUUCCUGAUGUGGGAAGCGAGGCGACUUUGCUCACUGGCCGAGAGAGCCGCCGGCAGUGGGACAGGGGCUUUCUGGCGGCAGGUCGGGCCUGAAAGCAGGUCAGACUGUUUUGGAGAUAACAUUGGGCAGCCGCCAAAGACCACAUGUGACCGUGUUUGUUGCAGUUUUGGCCGCGGCAGGGACAGCUUUUCCACAAACACCAACCUGUUCAUCACACUGGAUUUGAAAGGUCGCCAGAGGACGCGCUGCCCGUCUCACACCGGAGCCGGACCCGCUUUCUGAGACAGCUGUGUGGGCAGCAGCACGUGGACGUCAUCGUCACUCACCACCCAGGUGCAAAUAAACCCACCACAGGAAAACGAGCUCUGGAAGCAUUGAUCCACCUCUAUAAGAGUUUGCUUUCAAAAAAUUUGUAUGCUACUAUUAAACUUUUUUU